AUGAAGUCUAACUUCAACUCGCAUGAGCUCUCGCCUCAAGAGAGUCAGAACAAUCAUGGCCGCGCAGAUCGUACUCGAAAGUCAAAAUACGUCCGUUUCGAGGCAGCCAUCGACCGAAGGCUCCAAGAGUUCGAAGCAGACCAGGAGACGUCACAAACAGCUAUCAACAGGAAUGGCAAGCGACCUCAACUUGGCUACGAUCGAAUCGCCAAUGCUCGUCGUCGGCAAUCCAUACCUGACUACGAAGUCAAACAAUCUAAGAAAACGCCUGGACGGUAA
This is a messenger RNA of Letharia lupina, 279 nucleotides long. RefSeq lists its product as uncharacterized. The coding region runs from base 1 to 279 and encodes 92 amino acids. The record is from RefSeq and is a predicted model, not a curated record. The transcript has 2 exons. Lineage: Eukaryota; Fungi; Ascomycota; Lecanoromycetes; Lecanorales; Parmeliaceae.